AAAUAUAUUUUAAAUUGUUUAGUUAAGAAGUUGGCAAAUGGCAAUGAAACCCUUUAUAUGUAUUAGGUAUGAUUCAUUUUCAAAACAACAUGGAAGAAUGUAUCAAAGACCUCCUGAAAAGAUUCCAACUGGAAACAUAUAUAGAUAUGUUUUUAUCUAAUGGAUAUGAUGAUGUGGGAGUAAUAAGGGGAAUCAAUGAAGCAGAUCUCCAAAUGAUGGGACUAACUUGUCACAAAGAAAUCUAUGAUAUUCUUGACCUACUACAACAACUGAAUGCAGCCUUUACAAUGUACAUGUCAGUGAACGAGGUUUAUACUAGGCCAUCCACUGAAAAUGUCCUCAGCUACAUUGCUGACAAGUUCGAGCGAAAAGGAAUGUUCCCUUCGGGUGAGGAAUGUGUCCCAGUGGUCCUGGAAAAGCUAGAAAAUGAGGAGAUCAUGCUUCCUGCUCACAACUACCACAUCUAUAUCAACAAGGACGGACAACAGUCUACAAGGCGAGAGUACAAGAUGCUGAUAGCGCGCUACGCGCAGGAACUUUUCCUCCCUGAUCAGAGUGUAGCCGGAGCACUAAAACUUAUCCACGACACUCCAAUAAAUGGCAUUCCUCCUCCUAAACCUCCUAAACCUAAAGUUAUCCCUCUCUACGAUCAGUCGUCUGGUAAGCUUGUUUGGAUGAAUAGUGAAGACGAUCCUAACUACGAGAAUAUCAACUAUAUCUACGAAUUUUUAAAUAACUUGAGGCCCAACACCGGGAACACAGACAACGCUGAAAAACAUAGCGAGUUUAUAAGACCUCCCCACCCUGUCGAGAUGAGACAAUAUGAGGAUUUAUGCAAGCUUGAAUCGUCUCAGAGUCAGAAUAGCUCACCUGGUCCAACUCGAGCGGUCAAGAAGAAGCAGACGUUUUUCAAAAGAUUUAAACACAAUCUUUUCGGAAAGUUAAAUUCAAGUCUCGACAGUUAUCUCGCUUCAUCGACUAAAACCCUAAUUUCAGAUCGCAGCUCUGAGUGUUCUAAUUCAAAGAUUAGUUUCUUCAAAAACAAGUCUAAAAAGGAUAAGAAUCGCUUCGAAAGACAGAGAAGCAACUCAGCGCCAGAGCCAGUACGGAACGUGAACCUGCAGUUGAUCCCAGAAGUACAGAACAGUAACUCCCACCUCAACCCGACUUACGCUCGUCCCUACCAACCGUCCCUGUCCACUAACUCCCGGACGGGGUGCCGCUACUACCAAAUGUUCCCAACACCUGACAAUAGACUCCCCUCCCAUCCGCCAGUCCGGGUAACCAAGUCCGACACCUUCAGUAACACCAGCAUCUCCAGCUCGGGGAGUGUGUCUGGGGACAGUGCCUACUCUUCCCGUCCUUCCCUCAACGUGAUAAAGUCAGCUCACCGCCCCGUUAUAUACGGUCCCCUCCCACCCAAACAGGAGGGCUACUACCAGGCACCUCUCAAUAGGAUAUCUCUAAGGAGACGGUGUCCUUGUGGCUCUUGUCACAACGAUAAUAGCCGAUAAGUUGUUAGGAUUUAACACACUUUAGACUACAUAGUUAAUAUUUUAGGGUUAUGACCUUUUAUUAAAAGGCGUGUUCGUUGGAACAUUUAGCUAAGACGGUCGACGGAUUCAUUGAAUUGAAAGAUGACUGAUAGUGAUAAAAUCUAUUUUUGAUUUUUGUUUUUUUAUGGCUCUUCCAGCAAAAUUGGAAACUGUGUAACUUUUAUAAUUCAAGACAGAGAUAGCUUUUUAUCUUACACAGUAAGCGGUUCUUACACUGAUUAUUAGCCGCGCCCCGCUCGACAAGGGAUCGUUGCGUCAGUCUCAAGGGAGAAGGGCAUGGUUGAAAAAAUGCCGCAGCUUAUUUAUAGCUUCUGUAAAAAUUUGCUGACGCGGAGGGGUGGACCCUUAUAACAGUCAGUAUUUGUGUACUUCAAAACCUCAGUAGUCAGUACUUCAGUAGCAAGUUGAAGCGAUUGAGAUCGAGAGUUUAUGAUCGGAAUUUCAAUCUUGCGCUGUAGUUGCAUUUUGAUAGUCAAUAUUUCGUCGACCAAAAGUUGUUUGACUCACCUAUUACAAAACUCAAAAGAUUUUAAGAUUACGGCCAGUAAAAUUAGGACCGAUAAGGUAUGGUUACUUUAAUCUUGUAACAGUUUGAUGUUUUAAUUUGAUUGAUUGCCAUUUUGUAAUUGUAUCUAUAUUUAUUAUUUUAGACACUAUUGUAACUCAGUAAGGGUAACUUGAAAUAAUGCUGGUAUGAAAUGAAAAUUUGAAUAUAAAGCUCUUUUCAUGGGUCCGUUGCUGACCACAACAAAGUGUUAUAAUCAUUUAGAUAUGGUCUAGAAUUGUUCAGCUCAGAUUUUAUAGUAUAAGUAAACUUAUUAA
Bolinopsis microptera is the source of this 2378-nucleotide messenger RNA. RefSeq lists its product as uncharacterized. The transcript has 9 exons. The record is from RefSeq and is a predicted model, not a curated record. The coding region runs from base 69 to 1514 and encodes 481 amino acids. Lineage: Eukaryota; Metazoa; Ctenophora; Tentaculata; Lobata; Bolinopsidae.